This is a messenger RNA of Thelazia callipaeda (thelaziosis nematode), 441 nucleotides long. NCBI's taxonomy places the organism in Eukaryota, Metazoa, Nematoda, Chromadorea, Rhabditida, Thelaziidae. The record is from the annotation of a GenBank genome assembly.
AUGUUAAAAUCAGGGGUAGCAGGAAUUUAUCGUUUGAGUAAAUCUUUGGGUUUUUUUGGUAUAGAGUUUUUUUUGUUUUUGUCUUUUUUAAGUUUAGUAGUUUGUUCUUUUAUUUGUAUGAGUCAGAGUGAUUGUAAGUGUUUAGCAGCGUAUUCAUCGAUGUGUCAUAUGGGUUUUGUUGUUUUUUCUGAAAUUUUUAAUGUAUGGAUGUCUCUUGUUGUUAUGUUAGCUCACGGCUAUACUUCUGUUAUAAUAUUUAAUUUUAUUGAGCAACUGUAUCAUUUAUGUGGAAGUCGUUUGGUUUAUUAUUUACGGGGUUAUUUUAAUUUAAAUUUUGUUAUAAUGUCUAAUUUUAGUUUUCCUAGUAAGGGUCGUUUUUUUCUUGGUGUUUUUAUGGUUUUGAUAAGUUACAAUUUUUUUUGGUUUGGUUAUAUUAUUUAG